CCUGUAGUACCGCAGCCCGUCAUCAUCACCACCAUCAUCAUCAUCAUCAUCAUCAUCAUCAUCAUCAUCGUCAUCAUCAGGAAUCGCAAAGAGAGACACGGAGGAGCUUUACUCUUUUGGGUUGCCCAGCUUGAAGAGGACCUUUUGGAGUCUGCCAGUCCGCCCCCCCACGCCCCCCCUUUUCUAGAGUAGCACUGAGGCCAUGAGGCCCAAGACGUUCCCGGCGGCCCCGUACGUGGGCAACACGCGCCAGAGGCUCCAGGAGAUCAAGGAGGGUCUGAAGCAGCCGGCCAAGCUGGUGAGCCAGGCCCUGCACGGGGUCGGCUCCCGGGGCGACCGGGGCGCCGACUGCAAGAGCAACGGGAAGGACGCCGCCAGCCGGCAGCAGCAGCAGCUCCGCCCCCCGCAGAAGUUCAACAACUACCAGAAUGCACUGCGGGAAAUACGCAAGUCGCUCAUGCCCUUCGCCAACGAGUCGGGCCCGGCGGCCGGGUCGGGGCACCCCGCGGGGGUCGGGGAGGUCAACCGGCAGAUGCUGCAGGAGCUGGUCAACGCCGGCUGUGACCAGGAGAUGGCGGUGCGGGCGCUGAAGCAGACGGGAAGCAGGAACAUCGAAGCGGCCUUGGAGUACAUCAGUAAAAUGGGGUACCUCGACCCGCGCAACGAGCUCAUCGUGCGCGUCAUCAAGCAGACGUCUCCAGGGAAAGCUGUCAUGCCAAACCCGAUGGACCACCGACCCGCGUUGGAGGCUCCAGGUGAGGCCGGUGUAAUGCCUCAGUACCACCAGAUGGGGGCUCCCAUGUACGAGGGGCCAGGUGGAUACGGCCCCGAGGGGGAGAUGCCCAGACCUUACAUGAGCGCUCCCCCCGUGAUGAACUACAUGAUGCCCCCGUCUGGUGCGGCGCAGGGCCCCCCCAUGGGCCGACCCCCCAGUAUGGGCACCUAUCCGCCGGUGAUGGCGGCCCAGAGCAACUCGGCCAGCACCAUGUACCCGCCGGGGGCCCAGCAGAAGGGCUACCCCGGCGGUAUGGAGCAGCACGGACCCAUGAUGAGCUACACCGUCCCCGGCCAGCCGCUGCAGCUCCAGCCUCAGCCACCGGGGGGCCCAGUCCCAGGCCCCCACUACGGCCACGCCAGGCCGCACAUGAUGGAGCCCGCUGGCUACGGAGUGAAGAGGACCGCCUCCUUCCAGAACAAGAUGGCGCCGCCGCCCAUGGCGGCCCCAGACAACUACAUGCAAGGGAAAGGGCCCAUGGGCCAGAGCGUUCCUGGGGGAGGAGGCUACCCGGCUAACCUGUACCUUCCCCCUCAUUCCCACCCGCGCCAGGCCAGCCCCACCUCCCACCAGGUCCACAUGAUGUCCCGCUCGCCAGGCGGGGUGGCGGCCAUGGGCCCCGACUUCUCUGACAUGCCGCAGGGCUUGAUGACGCCCUCCAGGGCCAGCCUCAACCUGGACCUGUAUGAGCACCACUGGGCGGGGCCUCCGGGGGCUGAAGGCGCGCCUCAGGCCAGGCAGCCCCAGCCCCAGGGCCCCUUCAGGGGGGAGGUGCGUGCACCCAGCAGGACCAACUCCUUCAACAGUCGCUCCGCGGGGCCCAAUGGCGUCCGGCCCGCGAUGGCCGCGCCGCCCACAGCUGGCAAACAGGACCCCUCCUUGGGCCCUCCGAACACCAUCACGGCUGUGACGUCCCCCCCCAUCCAACAGCCGGUCAAGAGCAUCCGCGUGAUGAGGCCGGAGCCCAAGACGGCCGUGGGGCCGUGUCACCCCAGCUGGAUGACGGCCCAGGAAGCCGCGGAGCCUCUGGCUUACAUGCCGGAGGAGACCUACCCCCUGGAGCCCGCUCCGGAGCCACGCUGCCCCCCGCCCCCUUAUCCCAAGAGCCUGCUCCUGGAGGACGGAGCCGGGGUCAUGUGUGGAGCCCAGGACGCCGCCGCCGCCGUCACCGUCACCGCCAGGAGCACGCGCGGCGGCAGCGGAGGGAGCGCGAAGGCCGAGGAGAGCCAGCAGGUGAAGGAGAAGAACAAGACGGGCAAGGGAGAGAAGGCGGUGAAGGACAAGAAGCAGAUCCAGACGUCGCCCGUUCCGGUGAGGAAGAACGGGCGUGACGAGGAGAAGAGGGAGUCGCGCAUCAAGACCUACUCGCCCUUCGCCUUCAAGUUCUACAUGGAGCAGCACAUAGAGAACGUGAUGAAGACCCACCAGCAGAAACUGAACCGCAGGCUUCAGCUGGAGCAAGAGAUGUCAAAGGCCGGCCUGUCGGAGGCGGAGCAGGAGCAGAUGAGGAAGAUGCUGAACCAGAAGGAGUCCAACUACAACCGGCUCCGCCGAGCCAAAAUGGACAAGUCCAUGUUCGUCAAGAUCAAGACGCUGGGCAUCGGCGCCUUCGGCGAAGUGUGCCUCACGCGCAAAGUGGACACGGGCGCGCUGUACGCCAUGAAAACACUGCGCAAGAAAGACGUCCUCAACCGCAACCAGGUGGCCCACGUGAAAGCGGAGCGCGACAUCCUGGCGGAGGCCGACAACGAGUGGGUGGUGCGCCUCUACUACUCCUUCCAGGACCGCAACAGCCUCUACUUCGUCAUGGACUACAUCCCGGGUGGGGACAUGAUGAGCCUGCUCAUCCGGAUGGGCGUCUUCCCCGAGCCUCUGGCGCGCUUCUACGUGGCGGAGCUGACGCUGGCCAUCGAGAGCGUCCACAAGAUGGGCUUCAUCCACCGCGACAUCAAGCCCGACAACAUCCUCAUCGACCUGGACGGACACAUCAAGCUGACGGACUUCGGCCUGUGCACGGGCUUCCGCUGGACGCACAACUCCAAGUACUACCAGAAAGGGAGCCACGUCCGCCAGGACAGCAUGGAGCCCAGCGACUUCUGGGACGACGUGUCCAACUGCCGCUGCGGCGACCGGCUGAUGUCGCUGGAGCAGAGCGCCAACCGGCAGCACCAGCGCUGCCUGGCUCACUCGCUGGUGGGGACGCCCAACUACAUCGCGCCGGAGGUGCUGCUGCGCAAAGGUUACACCCAGCUGUGUGACUGGUGGAGUGUGGGAGUGAUCCUGUUUGAGAUGCUGGUGGGACAGCCGCCCUUCCUGGCCUCCACGCCCACCGAGACUCAGAUCAAGGUCAUCAACUGGGAGAGCACGCUGCAGGUGCCCGCGCAGGUCAAACUGAGCCCCGAGGCCGUCGACAUCAUCGGCCGCCUCUGCUGCUCCGCGGAGGAUCGCCUGGGCGCCAACGGCGCCGGCGAGAUCAAGGCCCACCCCUUCUUCACCCAGAUGGACUUCUCCAGCAACCUGCGGCAGCAGCCGGCGCCCUACCGGCCCAAGAUCGCCCACCCGAUGGACACGUCCAACUUCGACCCCGUGGAGGAGGAGGGCGGCCCCGGGGCGUGGAGCGACAGCGGCGACAGCACCCGGGCCCUGGACACGCUGUGCUCGCCGCACGGGAAGCACCCGGAGCACGCCUUCUACGAGUUCACCUUCCGCCGGUUCUUCGACGACAACGGCUGCCCCUUCCGCUACCCGAAGCCGCUCGAGGCCAGCGGGGCGGCGCCGAGCGCCGGUCGGGACGACGAGGAGGAGAACGAGGAAGACGAGGAGGAAGAAGAGGACGACGAGGAGGAGGACGAGGAGGGAGAGCAGGGGGAGGGGUGCGAGCCGGUGUACGUGUAGAGACUGAGCGUCUGUCAAACCAACACAAACCUCCCCGAUCCGGGACCAAGAGACGACCUCCUGAGAGCGAGAGCCAAGCGGUGGACGUAAAGCCGUCCGGAUCGCGGACGAGGUCUUCAGAUUUAUUUUCUCGUUUCAUUCCUUCCGAACGCCCUCGUGUCUUAAAGCGGGACGACUGAAGCGGGAGCGGAAAACCGAUUUCAAUCGCGGAUUCGCAGGAAGAGGAGGGGCCCGAACGAGUGACACGCCUCUUUUCACAGCUGCUGCAAAAAAUAAGCUACAAAGACACAUUGCAUGCACGUGCACACACACACACACACACACACACACACACACACACACACUCACGUAUUCAGUCAUACAGGGUUGGGGGGUGGGGGGCAACAAAAAACAAGCCGACGUCUCUGCAGGUUAAAUUUCAGCGUCCAUAUUUCAAGAAGUCGGUGGACGGACGGAUUCUUCUUCGUUGGUGUUUCAGGCAGCAGGAAAACCAAAAUGAAUCCUUUCAUCCUCGGCCGCCUCGCUUUGUGCCAGCUGUUGUUCGGUGUGGCGUUUCCAUGGAGUCGACCCGCCGUCUCCUCAGAGGUCGCGCUCCUCAAGUCGAGGUAAAUGGCGCUUAAGACUUAAAGGGCUUUUCCAGAAGCCCCAAUACUGAAAUACAUUAAAAUGUGCAUGAAUGGCAAUAAAACAAUCCAAGAGAAACAGCAGAUUAAAAACCAGAAACCUAUAAUAUAUAAAUGCUUCCAGUUACGGAUCCUUCUUAUUAGAACUGACCAUUUCAAAGCUCCAGAAUCAACCCGACAAACAGGAGGAUGAUUAGAUCGAGGACGCAAGGAAAGAAGGUUCUCGCGUCCUCGUUCUGGUUCUAGUUCUACUUCUCGUUCUGGUUCUAGUUCUACUUCUUAAGGAACGCGUCGUUUCCCCACGUUUUCGUUUUUUAAGGAAGAAAACUGACAAACGGAGUGAAAGCUUAUUAAAUGAAUAAGUCCAAAGAAACCAGGAUGGUGCUGAGCUGGUUUCUGACUGAGAAUCAAAGCUCCAACACACACACGCACACACACACAUACAUACACACACACACACACACACACACACACACACACACAUACACACACACACACACACACACACACACACACACACACACACACACACGUACACACACACACACACACACACACACAUACAUAUAUAUAUCCACCAAGAUGCCCAAUUUUACAGCUACUUUUGCAAAGAUGAGUUGCAGCUGAACCUCUUUAUCUUCAGGAGGCGUCAUGAAAGGUUUCUUGUGACUGUGCAAUACAAAAAAAUACAUUAUAUAUAGUUUUCUAAACACUUAAUAUCCUUUUUUUUACGUUUUUUUUUUGUUUUGUACUGACGUACAAAUAUAUUGGUUUAAAUAUA
Molecule: messenger RNA, 5074 nt
Organism: Cyclopterus lumpus (lumpfish)
Lineage: Eukaryota; Metazoa; Chordata; Actinopteri; Perciformes; Cyclopteridae
Gene: lats2
Product: large tumor suppressor kinase 2
Exons: 8
Coding region: 203-3670 (1155 amino acids)
Biological process (GO): positive regulation of apoptotic process; regulation of organ growth; peptidyl-serine phosphorylation
Cellular component (GO): nucleus; spindle pole
Molecular function (GO): ATP binding; protein serine/threonine kinase activity; protein binding
Source: RefSeq, a predicted model, not a curated record